CCAAUGUCACAUCAACUGUUAACUUAGUAAACAUGUUCAUUAUCAUGGAAAAUUUUAAAAGAAUUCCAAAAUAAAGUUUCGCCCUUGUUAUUUUUUCGGUUCACUGAUCGUAGAAAUGUUCAACUAGUUCAUUCUUAGGUUAAAGUGUUUCAUUAAAGUCGUUAACCAUGAAGUUCAGAGGGGUCACAUCAACUUGAAACAUAGUAACAUGUUCAUUAUCACGGUUCACUGAAUUGGAAUUUUGAUAGCGUGAAGUCAGUACACAUACAAGUUAAAGUUUUGUUAGAUGUAUGCCUAAGGAUGAAUAGAUGAUGAUGUUUUACAAGAAGAAACAACUUAACGUUUGCAGCUGAGGAAAGAAACUGAAUUACAGUUAGAAUAUCUUCAGUGUAUUUUUUGAAGUCUCAGCAUGGCAGAUAACAUAGGAAAUGAAGAGGCUUACAUGGAUGAUGGCCGCAUGUCAGAUAACAUAGGAAAUGAAGAGGCUUACAUGGAUGAUGGCCGCAUGUCAGAUAACAUAGGAAAUGAAGAAGCUUACACAUAUGAUGGCCAUGUUUACAAAUGUGUUAGAUGUGGAAAAACUUAUAAUAGAAAAUCAUUCCUACAAAAUCAUCAAUGCAACAUUUGUCCUUUAUGUGAUAAGUUGUUCGUGUCUUCACAGAACCUGAAAUCACAUAAUUGUGCUGCCUCAUCAUGUGGUGACUGCAAAAGGAGUUUCAAAUCAACAAAAACUCUUUCCAAUCAUAAAUGCACAUAUUGCAAGCAUUGUUCUACAGUCUUUAGUUCUUUUCAAAAACUCAAUCAACAUUUACAUCACUAUAAAGUUUUAAGAGAUGAAACAGAACCAGAAAACAAACUUUCUGAAGAAGGAAAAUCUGAAUCUCCAAAAACAAAUUUGUGCAGUAUGGGUGUUGAUAUGAAAGCAGCAGAAAGUGACUGUCAGCUGGAUGAACACAUAGACCUGAUUAAAGAAGAAGCUCAGAGUCAUACUAAUGAACAAGAUGGGCUAAAUAUGCCAAAUUUUAAACACAGACUAGCAUGUGAAUUCAAGAUGGCGACUGACAUCCUCAAUGUUCAAGUCAAGAAAGAGUCCAUGGAGCCUCCAUCUGAGGACAAGGUUGAAGAGACUGCCCCAGAUAUAGCUCAGAUUGUUGACAAAGAAAACAUAGGAGAGACCAACUCAUGUGACAAUGACACAGUGACCUCUAACAACAAUACAGAGGAUAAAAAUGGUGAUAAACCUGGUACCCCAAUCAUGGUGAUAUCUCCGGAGGGAAAUACAGCAGAACAGCUUCAGAGAAUGAUACAACAGCAGUACCUCGUUAAUCUGUUACAGUUCCAACAAUCCAUGUUACAGCAGGGACAGGUCAAUCAAGCUCCAUCACUUCAAGUUCAACACCAAACUCUUUUGAAUGCUUUGGACUUCACUGGUAAAUCUGGGGAAACAAGUCCUGAUUCCACACAAAACAAUGCUGGUCCAGUAAAGGAAAGGAAACAGACUAGAAGCAUAGAAGGAGAGAUUGGGUCUGAUAAUGACAGUUUAGUUUUUGAUGAGGAGGUUUACACCAAUGGUGAGGAAUUGACUGAUAAACAAAAAAGUGAAAGAAUAAGGCACUCAGUUGGAGGUCGGAACAUCAAUCAGUAUGGCAGAGAAUUUACCAAUGGUCGUCCCUUGCCAGAUCAUCUUAGAGUCCAAAUUUUACAGCUUGCCCUUCAAGGCAUACGACCUUGUGAGAUCAGCAGACAACUGCAAGUGUCACAUGGUUGUGUCAGUAAAAUAUUAAACAGGUACAGAAAGACAGGAAGUAUAAAUCCAGGUCAAAUAGGUGGCAGUAAACCUAAGGUUACGACUCCUGAUGUUGUCAGUCGUGUACGGCAGUAUAAGAUGGAAAAUCCACAGAUGUUUGCAUGGGAGAUUCGACAAAAAUUAUUAGCAGAUGGUAUAUGCCAGGAGAAGAAUAUUCCAUCAAUCAGUUCUAUAAAUAGAAUUAUCAGAGACAAAGCUAUUCUUCAAAGAAGAAGUUUUGAUGGCAGUCUCAAAGAUUGUGAUACAACUGAUAUGGAUGAUCUCCCUUUAGACACAGAACGUAUACAAAGAUACAUGAUCAGCAUCCCUAAUUUGACAGGAAAUAAUAUGACUCCUGCAACAGAAGGUACCAUCAUUCCCGUACAGGUUUCCUUGGAUACAGCACAAGGUGUACUGGUUCCUACAGUCAACAUGAUUCGCCAGCAGUACUCUCCUCCCAUUGCUCAUCAGCAGACGUCACAGGUGUCACCAACACUGAUGAGAACCUCACCAAAACAAUCACCGAGCAGCAUAGUUAUACAAGGAAUUGGAAAUGAUGCCAUUAAAACAAACGAGAAUGCACAACAUGUUUUCACAGUAGAGGAUCUCAGCAGACAGAAAUUUGGGAUUUCUGUCAGUGAAAAUAAUGGACACUUACAACCUGGCAUAGGAACAAGUCAAACAGUUGAUAUAGGUGAGCUGGCAGCAGAAGGAAUGAAAUGUAGCAGCUCACCUAAAUCUGACCUUAAUAGACACAAUCUACAUUCUGUCAUUUCACACUUAAUCACUACACAAACGGCAGCCAUUAUGAAAGAGGAUGACAUUGCAGCUCAGCAGUUACAGUAUCAGAAUGAGGCUGCUCAAGGUCAAAGUUCAGAAACAAUUAUAGAAAUAGAUCAAGAAAUUAAUGAUGCAGUGAGCAAUAUCACAAAAAAUCCUGGAACAGUUUCAAAUCCUUUAUCUCCUAUUGUUUCUAAAGAUUUUUCUUCUAUAAUACAAAGAAAAUUUAGCAGUGAAGGAUUAUCCAUUAUUUCCUCACCUCAGACGUACACAGUGGCAUCAGACAAGACAGGAAACACAGUACCAGUUACAAUUAACAUUGCACCAUAUCAGUUUGAAUCAUCAUCGAAGGAAAAUUCACCUCAGAUUUCACCAGCAUUAAGUAGCAGUCAUUCAAUGGAAAAACAUCCACAAACAUCUCCUCAAUCUGUAGGAUCCAAUGUGAGAAAUAAAAGUCGUCACAGAAGUCGUGAUAGUAGUUCUUCUGGAAGCAUGUCUCCAACGGCAAACAGAACAAAAUCUGUUGAGAAGAAGGCAGUCUCUCGUAGCAAUAUAGUACCAGCUCCCUCUGCUGCUGUUACAUAUGAUAAAUAUGCUGGAACACCCUCCAUGUAUGAUUAUACACUGCCAGAUAGAGGUCUUGGAACUGGACCUGCGCCAACACCACGGCCACAAUCCAGUAAUAGUGUCAAAUCACAUUCAUGGCACUGCCCACAAUCUCCAGCCCAGUUGUCAAUUCCAAGUCCAGCUUUGUCAGAUAGAAGUGGAACAUCUCCUCUUGAUCUCUCAUCUGCUCCUAUCAAAGAUAGCAGAAGAGAAAUACUUAAGAGUCCUGCUUUGUCAGAUAAAGGCUCACUAUCUGUUACUGAAGAAAAUUCGGAAAAAUCUACUCCUCAGAAAGUUUUGUAUGAGAAAAACAUGUUGAUUUUUAGUGAAAAUGAAGUUGAAAUUAUUUCAGUAGGAAAUAAUAAAUGGGUUGUGAGAAAUGAGUCACAAUUAUUGUCAAUGACUCAUAAAGGUAAGCCAGACAGUCAAACUGAGACACAAACAAAUAAACGUCCAAGUGAUGAUGAAAGUGGAAGUCCUGUUGGAUUGAAAAUUCCUAAACUUACAAAUGGAAAUAGUACACCUAUGAUGGUUCAUGGUGCUAACACAGUAAAUAGUUCUGUCCCUUUAACAAAUGGUAACAUGAUUUUUAGUGCUAAUAUGUCCGUAGAUUCUCAGUCGGGCAGAGAUCCAAAGAAUUGUCCAGUUUUACAGAAUAUGUUGAAACCAAAGACAUAACAAUGAUGUUUAGACUUAUGAUUUAUCUAUGGUGCAUAUAGUAUACACAUUACAUGUAGUGGGUUACUGAAGUUUUAUUUAUAUUGUUAUUUUGUUGUUAACAGUGAAUUCUUGUAUUUUGCCAUUGUCUUUUAGUUCUUGUACUUUUAUUCUAGGCAUAAAUAUAUUUACAAAUAUUAUUUUUGCUUCUUUUUUUAACUUCUUUCUCAUUUUGAUUGUAUUUGUUAGUUCUUAGACAAUUGUCAAGGUUACUAUGUAUUUUAGCUAAAUUUUUUAUGCUUUUUAAACUUUUCCUUUAGUUGCAUUUUUAAAUUAGAGUUACUGAGUUUGCAAUUUUGUAUACAAGCUUAAAUUAGAAAUUUCAGUUUGUUCUAUGUUUUGGGACA
Molecule: messenger RNA, 4236 nt
Organism: Mytilus trossulus (common blue mussel)
Lineage: Eukaryota; Metazoa; Mollusca; Bivalvia; Mytilida; Mytilidae
Exons: 8
Coding region: 410-3850 (1146 amino acids)
Biological process (GO): regulation of DNA-templated transcription
Molecular function (GO): DNA binding
Source: RefSeq, a predicted model, not a curated record